Molecule: messenger RNA, 1642 nt
Organism: Symphalangus syndactylus (siamang)
Lineage: Eukaryota; Metazoa; Chordata; Mammalia; Primates; Hylobatidae
Gene: METAP1D
Product: methionyl aminopeptidase type 1D, mitochondrial
Biological process (GO): proteolysis
Molecular function (GO): metalloaminopeptidase activity
Source: RefSeq, a predicted model, not a curated record
CUUCCAUCCCACCUGGGCGCGGGGACUCAGCGAGCGCGCGAGUCGCGGCUGGAGCCCGCCUCUCGCGGCUGGAGAGGACUCAGCCGGCCGCGGGUUCUGCUGCUUGCCCGGGUGCCCUAGCCGCUUCUCAGCCAGGGCUCCCGCAGUCAGCCCCGCGCGCGCACGCGCGCUCCCCUCGGGCGGCCUCGACGCCUCAGGGCUUCGGCAGGGCUGCGACUGGCCGGCUCCAGCGGGCGGGGCGGCGAGCCAGUGCUCGCGGCCACGUGACCGACGCCAACAUGGCGGCGCCCAGCGGCGUCCACCUGCUCGUCCGCAGAGGUUCUCAUAGAAUUUUCUCUUCACCACUCAAUCAUAUCUACUUACACAAGCAGUCAAGCAGUCAACAAAGAAGAAAUUUCUUUUUUCGGAGACAAAGAGAUAUUUCACACAGUAUAGUUUUGCCGGCUGCAGUUUCUUCAGCUCAUCCAGUUCCUAAGGACAUAAAGAAGCCAGACUAUGUGACGACAGGCAUUGUACCAGACUGGGGAGACAGCAUAGAAGUUAAGAAUGAAGAUCAGAUUCAAGGGCUUCGUGAGGCUUGUCAGCUGGCCCGCCACGUCCUCCUCUUGGCUGGGAAGAGUUUAAAGGUUGACAUGACAACUGAAGAGAUAGAUGCUCUUGUUCAUCGGGAAAUCAUCAGUCAUAAUGCCUAUCCCUCACCUCUAGGCUAUGGAGGUUUUCCAAAAUCUGUUUGUACCUCUGUAAACAACGUGCUCUGUCAUGGUAUUCCUGACAGUCGACCUCUUCAGGAUGGAGAUAUUAUCAACAUUGAUGUCACAGUCUAUUACAAUGGCUACCAUGGAGACACCUCUGAAACAUUUUUGGUGGGCAAUGUGGACGAAUGUGGUAAAAAGUUAGUGGAGGUUGCCAGGAGGUGUAGAGAUGAAGCAAUUGCAGCUUGCAGAGCAGGAGCUCCUUUCUCUGUAAUUGGAAACACAAUCAGCCACAUAACUCAUCAGAAUGGUUUGCAAGUCUGUCCACAUUUUGUGGGACAUGGAAUAGGAUCUUAUUUCCAUGGACAUCCAGAAAUUUGGCAUCAUGCAAAUGACAAUGAUCUACCCAUGGAGGAGGGCAUGGCAUUCACUAUAGAGCCAAUCAUCACGGAGGGAUCCCCCGAAUUUAAAGUCCUGGAGGAUGCAUGGACUGUGGUCUCCCUAGACAAUCAAAGGUCGGCCCAGUUCGAGCACACGGUUCUCAUCACGUCGAGGGGCGCGCAGAUCCUGACCAAACUGCCCCAUGAGGCCUGAGGAGCCGCCCGAAGGUCGCGGUGACCGGGUGCCUUUUUAAAUAAAUUGCUGAAAUUUGGCUGGAGAACUUUUAGAAGAAACGGGAAUGACCGGUCGCGCGGUAACCUGCGUGGCAUCUGAUAGCCUUUGGAAAAACGCGGGGGGGACUGGAGAGCAACUGGGAACUCGGAUCUGAAGCUCUGCUGGGGUCGCCCGGCUUUGGAAAAACAAAUCCUGGCUCUGGACUCGGUUUCCCAGCGCGGUCAACGCAUCUGGAGGGGACUGGAGGAAACCCCCUUGGUGGAAGAGAUUCCAAGAGAAGCACGGUUUUCUCUUUCCUUUGCCCUGACUGUUAGAGUAAAAAUCUCUUAAAUCCA